This is a messenger RNA of Didymodactylos carnosus, 280 nucleotides long. The record is from the annotation of a GenBank genome assembly. Lineage: Eukaryota; Metazoa; Rotifera; Eurotatoria; Philodinida; Philodinidae.
AUGGGUGAUGCACGAAAAGUGCCUCAAUUUAAUCACCACUUGUGGAAUAUCUAUGAUCGUGUAGUUGCAAAUUUACCUCGUUCAAAUAAUUCGAUUGAGGGAUGGCAUGCGGCGUUUGCAAAUCGAGUAUCAAUCGCACAUCCAACUAUUAGUAAAUUAGCUGAACGUAUUAAACGAGAGCAGUCCAAGUUAAAAAUUGAUAUCGAACGAAUUAAACAAGGACAUGAACCUAAGGCAAAAAAAGCAGUGUAUCGAAAAUUAGAUGAACGAAUAAAGCGUU